Messenger RNA from Beta vulgaris subsp. vulgaris (sugar beet), 1325 nucleotides. RefSeq lists its product as hypothetical. Gene Ontology annotation, biological process: regulation of cell cycle. NCBI's taxonomy places the organism in Eukaryota, Viridiplantae, Streptophyta, Magnoliopsida, Caryophyllales, Amaranthaceae. Gene Ontology annotation, cellular component: nucleus. The transcript has 3 exons. The coding region runs from base 48 to 1151 and encodes 367 amino acids. The record is from RefSeq and is a predicted model, not a curated record.
ACCCAUAAAACUUGAAACUUGCAUUUGUGAAAGAAAAAAGAGAGAAGAUGGGGAAAGGCGAGAUGGAACGGCUGAACCAGAUUUUAACAGGGCAUCUAACUAACAUCCAUGAAACAUUGCAGAUUUUGGAUCAAACCCCUGCUUCUUCCCUUCGCAAAGUUAGCUGGGAUGAGGUCAUUAAGGUUGGCGAACAACUUUCCAAGAACGCUACUACUGCUGGAAUGCUUUUUACUGGAGAAAAAACAAAAGUAAGGGCACUAGAGGAAAACAUGGAGGCAUAUUUCAACGGGUUGCAGGGUCUUCUUUUGCUUGCCUAUGGAAGUACAGUGGGUGCAGGACCAACUCUAUCAUCCAAUAUUCAUGCAUCAAUAAAACAAGUUGUAGACAGCAGCUUCUUGCUAUGGAGGGAAUGUGUUGCAUCUUAUGGUGGGCCUCAUGGUAGCAGUGAGCAACAAACGACCAUUCCACGCUUAGCUGGCACGGUCUGGGAAGCAUGUUCUGCUCUUAAGAAGACUCCUGCUACAAAUAUAGUUGCGAUAGGGCGGGCGAUGACUCGGAUUGCUGUCUCCAUGAAGGACGUGUUACGUGAAAUGAAGGAACUCGAACCGUGUUCUUCUGAUCCAACCGGUGAAGCAGAAAGCCAAGCCCUGGAAAGCAAUGAUGUUGAUGCUGAUGAUGAGUUUGGUAAAGACCUAUCACCUGAAGAGAUGAAAGUUGCUCAAUUAGCAAUUGGAGUUGUGUCAGAAGCAAUUAUUGUCAUCAAGGAACUUAUACGAUCCAUUACUGGAUUGCUGAAGAAGGAAAAUCUUAGAGAUGAGCAAGAUGGGGUUGAGUACUUGGAAAAGCUAUUGAAGCUUUGUCGUAGCAUUGGGGUUCAGGUGGAUGAGCUUGGAGCUUGUCUUUAUCCACCACAAGAAUUCUCGGCAAUAGCUGAAUCCUGCAAAGAAAUGUCCAACUUGAUAGAUGAAGUGGGUAAAGAAUUAGACAAUUUAAAUGGCUCUAUAGAAGCUUUCUCUAAGGGAUGCAAAUCAUUGCAUAAUGCCUUGGAAAUGCUGCAAAUAGAAACUUCUGCCUCUGUUGUUGCUGAUGCAAUUCCACAAAAUUCCAGUGAUAUGGUAGAACAGAUGCAGAAUCUUGCUGUACAAGAUUGAUGAUCUUUGACAAACUUGUCAUUCUUGCUGGUAGAAAAUUUACAGUUUAACGAGUAUGGACAUAUACAAAUUUGAGCAUCUAGUUGUGUUGGAUUUGAAUGCCAGAAUACAUUGUAACUUGUUGCCCAAAAUUGUCUUAUGGCAUAAUCCAUGAGUUCCAUCUUGUAAGUACAA